AGCCCGCGUCAGUCCCUCUCAGCCCCGCAGGACGCGCUGAUCCCCGGACAGGCUGCAGCUGAACACCCGCUCCGGAUCAGAUGGUGAUGGUGAAGUUUACGCACCACAUGCACGAUUCUUCCCCGCGAUGAAGCUGAAUGAAUGACGCACAGGCUCCGGACGCGCACGGUUUAAAGGAAUCGGAAGAAUUACUGACACACUGCGCGCUUUCUGCACGUUAUUGGGAACAUUUCUUAUUUUUUCUUCUUACUGUGGAUGUGAGCGCAGCAGCAGCGGGAUAACCGGGAUCCAGUGAGGAGAAACAUGUGAAGACCCCCGUGGAGAUUUGACCUGCACGUUAGCCUUCAGAACAAAAAAGGCAAAGCUCCCCUCUCUGCUUCUUCCCAUCGUCCAUUUUCUCUGCUUCCAGUUUCCUCGCGGAGCCGUUAAUCAUGGAGGGCCGGCGGGCUUCACGCAGGACUUUAUCAGCGGACCCUAAAGUUGGAGCGUUAGCCACUCUGAUUGGCUUCUGGCUCUUAGUGGCCCCCGCUUUCUGCACUGGGCAAACAUUCACUACUUUCCACCCUGAGCGUCGGGACUGGCUCUUCAACCACCUGAGGGUCCACCAGACAACAGGUGCGCUUUACAUCGGAGCCGUUAACCGUGUCUACAAGCUCUCGGGCAACCUGACCCUCCUGGUGUCACAUGAUACCGGCCCAGAGGACGACAACAAGGCCUGCUACCCACCCCUGAUCGUCCAGCCCUGCUCCGAGCCCCUGGUCUCCACCAACAACGUCAACAAGCUCCUGCUCAUCGAUUACUCCCAGAACCGGCUGCUGGCGUGCGGCAGCCUCUACCAGGGAGUCUGUAAACUCCUCCGAUUGGACGACCUCUUCAUCUUAGUGGAGCCGUCCCACAAGAAGGAGCACUACCUCUCCAGCGUGAACCAGACGGGCACCAUGUACGGCGUCAUCGUGCCGUCGCAGGGCCAGGACGGCACGCUGUUCAUCGGCACCGCGGUGGACGGGAAGCAGGACUACUUUCCCACCAUCUCCAGUCGGAAGCUGCCCCGGGAUCCAGAGUCUUCGGACAUGCUGGACUACGAGAUGCACACCGACUUUGUGUCCUCGCUUAUCAAGAUCCCGUCGGACACUCUGGCUCUGGUGUCUCACUUCGACAUCUACUACGUGUACGGCUUUGCCAGCGGCGGCUUUGUUUACUUCCUGACGGUGCAGCCGGAGACGCCGGAGAACAGCAUGUCAUCGAGCGGCUCCAACAACGACCUCUUCUACACGUCGCGCAUCGUCCGCCUCUGCAAGGACGAUCGCAAGUUCCACUCCUACGUCUCCUUACCCAUCGGCUGUGUGAAGAACGGCGUGGAAUACCGUUUGCUUCAAGCCGCUAACCUAGGAAAGCCGGGGCGUCUCCUCGCCGCCUCGCUCAACAUCAGCGCCACGGACGACGUGCUCUUCACCGUCUUCUCGAAGGGACAGAAGCAGUUCCACCGGCCGCCAGACGACUCGGCGCUCUGCGUGUUCACCAUCAAAGACAUCAACGCUCGCAUCAAGGAGCGCCUGCAGUCCUGCUACCAGGGCGAGGGAAACCUGGAGCUCAACUGGCUGCUGGGGAAGGACGUGCAGUGCACCAAGGCGCCGGUGCCCAUCGACGACUCGUUCUGCGGUCUGGACAUCAACCAGCCCCUCGGGGGGUCCCAGCUGGUCACCGGUCACACUCUGUACACCGAGACCCGGGACCGCAUGACCUCUGUGACCUCGUACGUCUACAACGGAUACUGCGUGGCCUUCGUGGGAACCAAGAGCGGACGCCUGAAGAAGGUAAGCCCACGUUUUUGUGCAUGUAAAUGGUCUGCAAAGACUAAAAUCAGUCGCUUGGGGCUCUGGUUUCAGACAGAGGGUGAAAAGAGGUGCUGCA
This is a messenger RNA of Trematomus bernacchii (emerald rockcod), 1911 nucleotides long. RefSeq names its product plexin A2 (gene plxna2). Gene Ontology annotation, cellular component: semaphorin receptor complex. Gene Ontology annotation, biological process: semaphorin-plexin signaling pathway involved in axon guidance; positive regulation of axonogenesis; regulation of GTPase activity. The record is from RefSeq and is a predicted model, not a curated record. Lineage: Eukaryota; Metazoa; Chordata; Actinopteri; Perciformes; Nototheniidae. The transcript is spliced from 3 exons. Gene Ontology annotation, molecular function: semaphorin receptor activity; protein binding. The annotation marks the transcript as partial.